UAAAUGAAUGACAGUGACAGAUGAAAAAGAGAUUGUUUGUGUCGUGCCGUGCUCUUUACUUAUCUUUAAAAAAAACUAUAAUUUAAUCAAUGAUUAAUCAAACAACUGGGCCUCAAACAAAAUAUGAAUUAUUAGCUGACAUACAAAAACCUCGUUGGAGAAAACAGGUCGUUUGUCUCGUCCUAACCUUUUUAACGGUUGGAGCGUUAUUCAUAACUCGUGCUUGGGUCGGAAUUUCGACCGCAAGAUAUACCAGGGACCGGGUAUUUUUUGUGGGAGAAAAAAUAGAAAAUGCCCAGAUUACUGCGUGGUUACAACGGGCUCGGAUGUAUGCCCAAUCGACGAAGGAGAACCAGAAUUCGGUCAAGAAUACAGCCUCCGAAUCAAGCUAUGAUUCUUCCCAAAAGUCAACAGGGAAAAUCAUCGUCUGCUAUUUCUCCAUACCACAAGACAUGAACACGUCGCAAGGGCUCAUUCCGUCGCACGUUGACCCUCAUAUUUGUACGCAUAUUAUCGUGGGUUUUGCAAGGGUUUUAAAUUGCUCUCUCAACUUGGGCGAGUACUCAUGGGUUUAUAGACAAAUCGCCAAUCUUAAAAGCCAUGAGCCCAAUCUCAAGGUGAUGGUCAGUGCUGGCGGAAUAAACGAGCUCAAGUCUGGAUUCCCAGAAAUGACAAAGACACAUGCUAAUAGGAAAAUUUUUAUCAGAUCAGUCCUAAAUAUCACAAAAACAUUCAAUCUUGAUGGACUCGAUCUGGAUUGGGAGUUUCCAGCUUGGCUGGGAUCAAAUGAUAACGAGAAGAUUCAUUUUAUUCAGCUACUUCAAGAAUUGAGAAAAGAAUUUAACAGAAGUGAUCAAAAGUUGCUUCUUACUGCUGCUGUUGCAGCUCCAGAAGCUAUUGUUGAUCAGAGUUAUAACGUUCCAGCAAUCGCUGAACACGUCGACUUCGUAAAUUUGAUGUCCUACGACUAUCAUUCCUAUGUCUGGUACUAUCCUGUGACUGGACUGAAUUCACCUCUCUUUUCUCGAUCAAUAGAAAAUGGAUAUUUGUCAACUCUAAACGUAAAUUAUUCCGCUAACUACUGGAUUUCCAAGGGAAUGCCCAAAGAGAAAAUAGUCAUUGGCAUUCCAACCUACGGUCAUUCCUACCAAUUAGAAAAUCCACUGAAUCAUGAUGUACAAGCUCCUGCAAAAGGAGUUGGCAGACUUGGCGAUGAUAGUUUUGUUCCCUACACCACUAUAUGCCAAUUUCUGCAAAGUGGUGCAGAGUCAACAUUUCUAAAUGAUAGUCGCGUACCUUAUGCUUACAAGAAUGAAGAGUGGAUUUCUUACGACGACGUUACGAGCGUCAUUGAAAAAGCAAAGUGGAUUAAGUCCAGCGAUUUUAAAGGUGCUAUGAUUUUAUCUUUAAAUUGUGACGACUGGAAUGCUACCUGUUCCAAGAAUGAAACGUUUCCGCUGAUUCGAGCCGUCAAGCUUGUCCUUAACUGAAAAGUAGAUAGCUUAAAUUAACUGUGAUUCAAAUUUCAAAGUAGCUACUCUGGUACAAAUAUUAUUUAUAUAAGGCGUUAUAGGCAGUAUUUCAUCUUCUGAAUUGAAUUGAAUUCAAUGCAAUUCAUUAAGUGUUGGAGGCAUUCCAGUUUGUAUUUACGCAUAAUUUGCAGCCAAAGAGUAAAAUAUUGCACUUAAAAGGCAUUUACAUUUAAAUAGGCAUAUACUAGUUAAAUUUUAUAAUCUAUAAAAAUUUGCAAUUAUUUGAUUUCAUUUGACUUUCUAUAUUUUAAAAUGUAAUAUUACCUGCAAUAUUAAUUUGAGAUAUUAAAGACAGUGAUUUUAACUAUUUAUGGAAGAGAGACGAAGAAAGAGAAAUAAUUCAGGACUGGGAACUUGAGAAAUAACGCAGGAAUCUUUGUUUCCCAUAAGUAAUUGUUAUGUACUUUUGUACGUAUAUUAAGUCCAUCACAGUAUUAUUUCAGAUACAUUGAACUUGACGAAUGAAAUAAAAUGUUUCGCCAUACAUUGAAAGAAAUAUAUACAAGCAUUACGAAAAAAAAUAAAAAAUUGUUCCUCAAA
Messenger RNA from Belonocnema kinseyi, 2072 nucleotides. Its product is annotated as chitinase-3-like protein 2. Gene Ontology annotation, cellular component: extracellular region. Gene Ontology annotation, molecular function: chitin binding; chitinase activity. Gene Ontology annotation, biological process: carbohydrate metabolic process; chitin catabolic process. The record is from RefSeq and is a predicted model, not a curated record. Bases 90 to 1490 code for a protein of 466 amino acids. The transcript is spliced from 6 exons. NCBI's taxonomy places the organism in Eukaryota, Metazoa, Arthropoda, Insecta, Hymenoptera, Cynipidae.